UCAAUAUCUCAUUGAAGUACAAGACAGUGACAUUAACAUAACAGAUAAUAAGAAAUGGAAUGCAUUAGAUCAUAGUGCUGGGAGUGGUAACAUGAAGCUAGUCCAAUACCUCAUUAAUAAUCAUCAAUUGCCUCUCACAUCAAUUGCAUUACUUCAAGCAGUAUGUAGUACUAAACUAUCGUUAAUUAAAUUAUUAGUUAACGAAUAUAAACUAGAUCUUCAAGUUAAAAGUUGUGACGGUAUGCAAGCAGUUCAUUGUGCAGCUCAAGUGGCUGCUAUUGAUGUCUUAGAGUAUUUAGUAAAAGAUUGUGGAUGUGAUUUGGAUAGAGUAGGUGGAGUAGACAAUUUGACAUUUCUAAUUGAUGUAAUGAAAUGUGAUGUCACUACUGAAGAUAAGAUUGGCUACACUUGUGUCACAAGGGCAUGUGAAUCUGUGGAGGAGCAUCAGUUGGAUCUCACUAUUAAAGAUUACAAUGGAAUGGCUCCAGUUCAUGUAGCCUGUGAAGAAGGAUCAUUGAAUAUAGUCAAGUACAUUAUAGACCAUUCACCAUUAUCUCUUGAUAUGACCGACUCUUUUGGACGUACUCCACUACUUAUUGCAGCUUUCUCUAAGAACCUUCCCAUCAUUCGUUACCUCAACAGUAAAACAUGCAACAUUUCUAUACUGGAUGAUAAAGGGUUUAACGUAAUACACAUAUCGGCAAAGGGAGGGUCUUUGGAUAUAUUGAGGUUUUUCGUUGAUGGUCGUUACUGUAAUCCUGAUAUCACUGAUGCUUCUGGUCGUACUCCACUUUAUCUGUCAGCUCAAGAGGGUCACUUGGAAAUAGUAGAAUAUCUAUUGGAUAGUCCAAGCUACAAUAAACCACGUGUAGAAUUAGUAGACAUGGCAGAUAGCAAUGGUAACACAGCACUUCAUGCAGCAUGCAGCCAGGGUCAUCCUGAUAUAGUGUCUACUAUAGCAGGAGCUUACAAGUCUCUUAAUAUUGAUAUUUAUUCAAUUAAUGAGAAGAGACAGACUCCAUUACACUUAGCAGCAGCUAAUGGUCACGUUAAUACAGCCGUGUCUUUCUUAUCAGCCACUACUGGUACUAGCAAUCAUGAGAAGCUCCUUGGAGCAGUGGAUGGUGAUGGUUGUUCUCCUCUUCAUUUAGCUUGUCAAAAUGGUCACUAUAGGAUGACACUGUAUCUGUCUGAGGUGUAUCCAGCUAAUGUUUAUAGU
Amphimedon queenslandica is the source of this 1219-nucleotide messenger RNA. RefSeq names its product ankyrin-1-like. The transcript has 3 exons. NCBI's taxonomy places the organism in Eukaryota, Metazoa, Porifera, Demospongiae, Haplosclerida, Niphatidae. The annotation marks the transcript as partial. Gene Ontology annotation, molecular function: protein binding. The record is from RefSeq and is a predicted model, not a curated record.